Eriocheir sinensis (Chinese mitten crab) is the source of this 6539-nucleotide messenger RNA. RefSeq lists its product as uncharacterized. NCBI's taxonomy places the organism in Eukaryota, Metazoa, Arthropoda, Malacostraca, Decapoda, Varunidae. The record is from RefSeq and is a predicted model, not a curated record. Gene Ontology annotation, cellular component: signaling receptor complex. Gene Ontology annotation, biological process: cell surface receptor protein tyrosine kinase signaling pathway; multicellular organism development; protein phosphorylation. The coding region runs from base 858 to 5801 and encodes 1647 amino acids. Gene Ontology annotation, molecular function: ATP binding; transmembrane receptor protein tyrosine kinase activity. The transcript has 23 exons.
AAAAAAACAAUUGUGACGCAAAAGAUUGGUUAGCACACAGACAGACAGACAGACAGACAAAGAGACAGACAGACAGAGAGACAGACAGACAGACAAAGGCAAACAGACAGAGUGGAAGAAAGGUAAUAUUGCAGUUUCAAUCAUUCCUUUGUGUGUGUAUGUGUGUGUGUGUGUGUGUGUGUGUGUGUGUGUGUGUGUGUGUGUGUGUGUGUGUGUGUGUGUGUGUGUGUGUGUGUGUGUGUGUGUAACUAACCCUUGUAUACCAUUCUGCAAAGUGUAGUAGUAGUAGUAGUAGUCGUAGUAGUAGUAGUAGUAGUAGUAGUAGUAGUGGUAGUAGUAGUAGUAGUAGUAGUAGUAGUAGUAGUAGUAGUAGUAGUAGUAGUAGUAGUGAAAAAUAAAGAAAACAUUCGAUUCGUUCUUGGAAAAAAAAAAGCGAUAUUGUGGAACCGUUAUUUCUGCAGUUCUACGAGUUCGUGUGCGUGCGUGUGUGCGUGUGUGUAUGCGUAUUUCCUGUUCUUCAAGAUAGACACAGACAGACAGACAGAUAGCUAGACCUCUCUUACACACACACACACACACACACACACACACACACACACAUACAAGACACACAACCCCCCACCCCCUCCCACCCUCCCCCUCACACACAUACACAGACAGACGAACAAACAGACAGACAGACAGACAGACAGACCCAAACUGCCUAUCACACAAAGCAGGAAACCAAGCGUCACCUCAGCACGAUACAGUACAAAGAAAUGACAACAGAGGGUCGAUAAGAAAGCAGAAAAACAACCUACUAUCUUCAGCAGUAAUAGUAGCAGACAGAGUAGCAGUAUAGUUGUGGAACAGUGAACAUGGCCGUGGUAGCAGGGAGGAGGGGAAAGCAUACCCCCUUAGACCUCAUCCUCUUCCUUCUCUUCCUCCUCCUCCUCACUGAAGUCAAAAGUGAGGAAAAGGAAAGGAGAAUUACAAUCAAUAACACCUGGCCGAUCUCACCUGUUGGGAAUUUCACGACUUUGCUCUCCUCCAGUGAUUUGGUGUUGAAAGUCUUCCUGCACUCGUUAACGCCAGUCGGUGAAGAGGCAGAAGAUUCGAAGUACACUGUUCAAUCCACCUUACUCAUCGCCUACUGCCAGGAACUCGAGCCAGAAUGGAAGUCGACGAUGGAGUUCUAUAACAAAACCGGUGCAUACAAUGAUAUUCCUUUUGAUAACCUUGGACAUAGCAGGGUGUUUGUGCUUCUGAAGGAGGUGAGAGAGGAAGAAGAGGAGAAGGAGGAUAGUAUGAAGAAAGGGGAUGAGAAGAAGGAAAAGGAAAAUGGGAUAGAAAAGAAGGAGGAAGAGGAAGAACAGGAGAGUGCUGGAUUGGUGAAGAUAGAAGGGAAGGAGAACAAAACGGGAACAAAGGAGGAAGAGGAGAACAAGAGUAAUACGUUGAUAAGGAAAGAAGGAAUGGAGAACAAGGAAAAGGAGGAGACGAUGGAAGAGAAAGAGGGAGAGGAAGAUGAGCGUGGCUUGUUGGGGAAGAAAGAAGGAAUAGAAAACAAGGAAGAGGAGGAGACGAUGGGAAAGAAAGAGGGAGAGGAAGACGAGGGUGGCUUGUUGAGGAAGAAGGAAGGAAUUGAGGAAAAGAAAAAGGGAGAGAAAGAAGAGGAAAAGGAAAAGGAGAUUGUUUACAAGAUCAUCGGGGUGUUGGAAGCAAAAGACAGCAGUUAUGAAGAGAUCUGUAAACACUACCCAGGGUGCAGGGAGCUUUCUGUAAACUUGACCUCGACCGCCAUGACCUACUACACGGGGGUCAGAGGUCAAGAGGUCACGGAGUACCAGGUGACCCCGGGAGCCGAGGUCAAGGUCACCUGCGCCACUGAGAAGUUUGAAGACCACCUAAAAUUUGCGGGUUAUAAUUUGACCCUGGUUCGAGUUAGCGAGGGUAAAGAACAGGUGAUGACGUCAAAGGUGGGCCGGAAUGUCUCUCAUCCGUUCACCGUACCCAUGACGUCACAGGUGUACAGGUGUGAUGUUACCUGGCGCGGGGAGCCUGAGAGCGUGAUGGCCUCAAAGAACAUAAGCGUGAGACCUAUUGACACGAGUAAACCACCUGAGCUUACCUUAAUCACUCCCUUCCCUUCCUCCCUCACCUGCCCAUCCUCCUCCUCCUCCUCCAUUCCCAGCAUCACCUUCAAAUUUUGGGCUCAUCCUUCCUCUCAUCUCACCUGGACUCACCCCAAUGGUACAGUCUUGGAUGAGGGGGACUGUCUUAAAUUGAGCCAGAGAGAUGAUCGCUGUCCCUGGGGUGAGCUAACUUUACGUGUGAGAGAGAAUUUCGAUGCCACAGACCUCGGUAACUACACUCUGAGGCUCAGCACAUUGCGGCGCCCUCAGCUCAUCGUCAGCACCCCGUUCUUCGCUGACUGUCCCCCCACGCACACCACCCCGUCCAUCACCGGGGGGGUCACGGAGGGUCACGUGCUCGCCGACUCCACCUUCAACGCUACCUGCUCCACCUGGGGGUCGCCGCGCCCCUCCCUCGCCCUCACCACCUGUACCAGAACCACCUGUGAGAAUGUUGAGGGGGGGACUGAGGUGCCGAGCCGCAGAUUAGCACACCUGGUGAAGGAGUGGCAGGUGCGGGUGCCCCCAUCACCUGCCCGGCUCCUGAACGUCACCUGUGCAGCCUCCAAUCAAGAGGGCCAACAGGUAUCCGAGAGCAGGCAGGUGUUCAUCUCAGAUGCCGACUCUCUGGACGAGCACAAACUCUUCGACACCAGAAGCUACAUUGAAGGUGAUAACGCCACUCUCACCUGCCAAUUAAGCCUCGCCUCCGACUCACCUGCUAACCUCACCUGGAUGAAGGGGACGCAGAAUCUAACCCACAGAGAGACAGGUAGCGACACGCCUUACCUGAAGAGAGUUACCUUGCCCUUGUCACCUGUCCAAUUAGCUGAUGAGGGUCUGUACACCUGUGUGACUUCGGGGCAGGAGGUGACGGUGGCGGCGGUGGAGGUGAAAGUGACAGCCAUGGCGGCCCCGCAGUGGUCAGCUAACCAUACCCUCAACGUGACCUUUGACCUCCGGGAGCGAGAGACCCUGACGCUGGAGUGCGGAGCCGAGGGAGUCCCCGAACCCCGCUACACCUGGACCAAGAUGGAAGACGGAGAGUUGAAGGAGGAAGAAGAAGACCCAGAUGAAGGAGAAGAAGAAGGAGAAGGGAGAGGAAAAGAAGAAGUAAAGGAAAAUAAAGGAAAGGGAGAGGAAAAGGAAGAAGUGAUAAUCGAUGCCAAGGUAGAAAGGAAAGAGGAGAGAGGGAAAACUGGUGGAGGUGCAGACGUAGAUGAAAGAGAAGAGAGAAGGAGAAGAAGAAGAGACUUACGAAGAGCAGGAGAGGGAGGAAUUGAAGAAGAAAGAGGAGGAGGAGGAAACACGGAAAGAGGAACAAGAGGAAAACAAGAGGAAAGAGAAUCACCCAGAAAAGAAAAUAAAGAAGAGAAAACAGGAAUGACAAGAGAAGAAGGAAAAGGAGAAAAGGAAAAUAGGAAAAGAAGGGAUGCAGGAAAAGGAAAUGAGGAAGAGGAAAUUGGAAAAACAGGAGAAGAAGAAGAAGGGAAAGAAAAAGAAAAAGAAACAGGAGAAGAGAAAGAAGGAGAAAACGCGGGAAAACCAACAACAUUAACGAAUGAAGAAGAAGAAGGAGAAAAAGAGGAAGAACGAACAAGAGGAGGAAAAGAAGACACGAAAACAACAACACCAAUUCCAACAACAACAACAACAACAACAACAACCUCCUCGCAAGACAGCCUCCCAGCAUCUUCAUCUCUCACUCUGGCGAAGGGGCGGGAGAAGGAUGCUGGCCUGUACAUCUGCGUGGCGGAAAACAGGGCAGGGAGACUGACGGCUUGGUACAGGGUGAAAUACGUGAGCCCAGAACCCCUGCUAAACCCUGCCGUGCACGUGAUGAAGGUUGCGCUGGUGGUUGUCGGUUUCCUCCUCUUCCUCCUCCUCAGCUGGUGUCUCCGUAUGCAGUGGAGGCGUCAUCGCUUCACUCUGGAGGUGGCGAAGGAGUGGAAGGCUGGUCACGUGUCCGCCAUCAACCCAGCGCUUUCCUUACAAGACCAAGCCCACCUCUUGCCCCUGAAGCCCAAAUUUGAGGUCUCCAGGCAUGACAUAACGUUUGACAAGCUCCUGGGCUGCGGGGCUUUCGGGCGCGUCUACAGAGCAACGGCGAAGAACUUGGACCCCGGGGACGUCGAUGCAGGGGUGACGGUGGCGGUGAAGAUGAUCCGAGCGAGAAACGACAAGAACCAGCUGUUGGCCCUUCAGUCGGAGCUCAAGAUACUGAUGCACAUUGGCAAACACGUCAAUAUAGUUAACUUGGUGGCUACAUGUACCAAGAACCUACAUAAGAAAGACCUGAUGCUUGUGGUCGAGUACUGUCGCUUCGGUAACAUCCUCGAUUACAUGCGGCGUCACAGGGGAGACUUUAUCAACCAGCUCACAGAAAACGGGGAGGAGUUCGUCUCGGCCCCCUCCUCCUCCUCCUCCUCCUACCCGACGUACCCUCUCUCCUCCUCCUCCUUCAUUGAUGGAGAGAAGGAAGAUGGAAGCAACAAGGAAGUAUACAUCAGCACAGAUCGAGUCCUGUACCACACCGCAGGGACCCAGGUGACCUCCACACAGCCGAGUGUACCUGGCGGUGGUGGUGGUGGUGGAGGUCACGUGACUCUCCCCUCCACCGCCAACACGCAUCUGGGUUCUGACAUGACCUGCGUGACCCUCAUUAGCGACACGCACAACCUGGAGGGGCCGAGUUUACCUGUUGACCCGGAGCACCUGUCCCGCCCCUUGUGUUCCCGCGACCUGCUGUGUUGGGCCUUCCAGGUGGCGCGCGGCAUGGACUUCCUGGCGUACAGAAAGGUGUUGCACGGAGACCUGGCGGCACGGAACGUCUUGCUCACGGACGGGAACUUGGUGAAAAUCAGUGACUUCGGGCUCGCUAAGGACAUUUACAAGUACAACAAUUACAAAAAGGACAAAAACUCGCCGCUGCCUGUCAAGUGGAUGUCGGUGGAGGCGCUGCGGGACGGGCUCUUCUCCACCCAGAGUGACGUGUGGUCCUACGGCGUCGUCCUCUGGGAAAUGUUCAGCCUCGGCCAGUGUCCCUUCCCCGGGGUGACGGUAGACGAGGGCUUCAUCAAGAGCCUGGAGAGUGGUCAGAGGAUGGACCGUCCCAAGUACUGCACCAGAGCCCUGUACCAGGUGAUGCUGGACUGCUGGGCCACGCUGCCGGGGGCGCGGCCGUCCUUUGGGUCGCUGGAGGCCAGGCUGAGCAGGAUGUUGUCGGCCGGGGACACCAAGUACUACAAGGAUCUACAAACGGCAGUGGAGGCGAAGGAGGCGAUAGAGGAGGUCGAGGGGGCGGGAGGCGAGACAGCAAACCAGGACUCAAACUAUCUCAACAUGGGCUGUAACCUCGACUACGCCAACCUCGCGCCACCCUGCAACACCCAGCACACCGCAACACACCCCAGCGACAGCAACACCGGGAACACAGAGGAGGAAGAAGAGGAGGAGGAUUCAUAUGUUUCCAUCAACACGGUACCAACGCCAUCUCUCCCUGACUCACCAAAACCUCCUACCCCCACGAAAGAAAAUAAAGGUUACGUGUCCUUGUCUAAUAUCGAGAGUUUGAUGGUGAGUAGAGCCAGGGGUGAUAACAGGGGUAAUGUGAGACCUCGUACCUCCUUCCCUGUUAUCGUAACCCCUGUCGAAGGAUUGGAAGAGGAAGGGGAAGCUCUUUUGUAACUGUCUUUUUUUGUGCCUUUUUGGGGUGAAUAGAGACAUGGACAGCGCCAGGGGUAAUAACAGGGGUAGUGUGAGACCUCGUACCUCCUUCCCUGUAAUCGUAACCCCUGUCGAAGGAGUGGAAGAGGAAGGGGAAGCACUUUUGUAACUGUCUUUUUUGUGUUUUUUGGGGGUGAAUAGAGACAUGGACAGCGCCAGGGGUAAUAACAGGGGUAGUGUGAGACCUCGUACCUCCUUCCCUGCCACCGUAACCCCUGCCGAAGGAUUAGAAGAGGAAGGGGAAGCACUUUUGUAAUCGACUGUCAUUUUUAUGCAUUUUUCGGGGUGAACAGAAGCAGGGGUAGUGCCAGGGGUGAUAACAGGGGUAGUGUGAGACCUCGUACCUCCUUCCCUGCCACCGUAACCCCUGCCGAAGGAUUAGAAGAGGAAGGGGAAGCACUUUUGUAAUCGACUGUCAUUUUUAUGCAUUAUUUAGGGUGAAUAUAGAGACAGGGGUAAUGGCAGGGAGGGCGACAGGGGUAGUUUGAAGGAAAGGGCGUAAGAUUAAAAUGAUAUACGUGUUUCCUUUAUAUCAUAGCUUAUACUGUACUUGUUGCCUUAUGUUAGAGUGUAAGUUCGUAUUGGCAAUGAUAGAAAAAUAUAUAUAACAUGUGGAAAUACUUUAAACUCCAACACACACACACACACACACACACACACACACACACACACACACACACACACACACACACACACACA